GUUCGUUCGCGUGCGAUAUGUCAUACGGCAAACUCCUUGGGUUUUCGUUUAUUGCUUCCAACUGCAGUUGACACUAAAAUCUGUCAUUCACAUCAACCUCGUACUGUUCGCCAUCUCAACAUUCGCCAUGUGAUCACCGAGAGAAAGCCUUCUGAGGCCACGACUACCAAGAGAAGCCUUCCCAAGAAAACUGUCGUCGACCGACAUCUUGAAAGAGAUGCUGCAGUGUCUCACGACAACCCCCUCGACAAGCGGACUUCAGCAGCAGCAGCAUUGCACCAAUACAAUCGCCUGGAUCGUAUUAAUGUCAACAAAUGGCGUUCGAAUCUCGUUUUGCCGCCCGAUUCCUUCUGGAAGAAGUGGAAAAACGCACUGAACGACAGUGAUGCUGGCGGGCUUGACACAGCUCUUAUUUUUGUGGAUCGCUGGAAAGAUGCAUUGCCUAAAUCAAUAUUUCAUAAGAAAAGGCAUGAAUUCUCGGAUACUGGUUCUAUAUAUGAAUGCACCUCCCACUGCUCACUGGCGGUUCUGGGAGUCCGUACAGUAGUGUCCUAUGGAUAUAACAAAGCAUUUGAAAACCAACAUAUCGCACGAAUCUCGCGGUUGUAUCAAUUUGGUGAGCUUGACACAAUUUACAAAGGUACCAUCGCAUCAAGGAAGCUCAUGAAGAUCUAUGAGCAGGCUGCAAAGUACGGCUUGUUCCCAAGCUUCGACAUCAGUAUGUCCAGCGACCAACCCGACGCCCAAUAUCGAAUCACCUUGGCUGUACCCAAGUGGAACGUCAAGGCUAUUUCAACUGCUCCAACAUUUAUUAAAGCCUUAAAUUCUGUCAUAAAAGUCUACAGGAACGAUACCAAANAAGACGGUGUCAGAAUCCCAAUGACACCCGAAGCCACCCCAGCAAGAUUGGAACAUCUGGACUUCAGCACCGCAGAUCGAGCUCUAAAGUUCCUCGUGGAGAAAAUCCAACCUAGUGACUACCGGCGAUGGACUAAGAAACUCGAUACACCGGGGCCACAAUGGGCUUAUAGAGUCGCAGUCGAGGAAUGCUAUAACCCUGAGAUUCCGAUGUUACGUAAACGCGACGCACAUUUUAUUGGAACUGUUACCGCAGUGGUGCGGAUCUUGCAGCGCUUUGGAUUUGAGCUGAUAGACGGAUUCGAGGAACACAUCAAGGCAGGCAAGGAUGACACUGCCAAGUCGAGUCCUUUGGUUGGAGAGGGAGAAGUUGAGAUUGCUGGCCAGUCUGACGGGAGCUCGCUUGAGCAAGAAGGGUUUGAUCAAGAUGCUGAACUGGAUGCCGCUCUUGAAAGUCGAAAGUCAAGAGACGGAUGGAAAGCUGAC
Messenger RNA from Aureobasidium musti, 1344 nucleotides. Lineage: Eukaryota; Fungi; Ascomycota; Dothideomycetes; Dothideales; Saccotheciaceae. The record is from the annotation of a GenBank genome assembly.